CCCACCCAGAGGAGAAUGGCUGCAGGAAAUCACUCUACAGUGACAGAGUUCAUUCUCAAGGGUUUAACAAAGAGAGCAGACCUCCAGCUCCCCCUCUUUCUCCUCUUCCUCGGGAUCUACUUGGUCACCAUCGUAGGGAACCUGGGCAUGAUCACUCUAAUUUGUCUGAACUCUCAGCUGCACACCCCCAUGUACUACUUCCUCAGCAAUCUGUCACUCGUGGAUCUCUGCUACUCCUCCGUCAUUACCCCUAAGAUGCUGGUGAACUUUGUGUCAAGGAAACACAUCAUCUCCUACGCAGGGUGCAUGUCACAGCUCUACUUCUUCCUUGUUUUUGUCAUUGCUGAGUGUUACAUGCUGACAGUGAUGGCCUACGACCGCUAUGUUGCCAUCUGCCACCCUUUGCUUUACAACAUCAUUAUGUCUCAUCACACCUGCCUGCUGCUGGUGGCUGUGGUCUACGCCAUCGGACUCAUUGGCUCCACAAUAGAAACUGGCCUCAUGUUAAAACUGCCCUAUUGUGAGCACCUCAUCAGUCACUACUUCUGUGACAUCCUCCCUCUCAUGAAGCUGUCCUGCUCUAGCACCUAUGAUGUUGAGAUGACAGUCUUCUUUUUGGCUGGAUUCAACAUCAUAGUCACGAGCUUAACAGUUCUUGUAUCUUACACCUUCAUUCUCUCCAGCAUCCUCGGCAUCAGCACCACAGAGGGUAGAUCCAAAGCCUUUAGAACCUGCAGCUCCCACCUUGCAGCCGUGGGAAUGUUCUAUGGAUCAACUGCAUUCAUGUACUUAAAACCCUCCACAAUCAGUUCCUUGACCCAGGAGAAUGUGGCCUCUGUGUUCUACACCACGGUAAUCCCCAUGUUGAAUCCCCUAAUCUACAGCCUGAGGAACAAGGAAGUAAAGGCUGCCGUGCAGAAAACACUGAGGGGUAAACUGUUUUGA
Gorilla gorilla gorilla (western lowland gorilla) is the source of this 945-nucleotide messenger RNA. RefSeq names its product olfactory receptor 8A1. NCBI's taxonomy places the organism in Eukaryota, Metazoa, Chordata, Mammalia, Primates, Hominidae. Gene Ontology annotation, biological process: G protein-coupled receptor signaling pathway. Bases 16 to 945 code for a protein of 309 amino acids. The record is from RefSeq and is a predicted model, not a curated record. The transcript has a single exon. Gene Ontology annotation, cellular component: membrane. Gene Ontology annotation, molecular function: olfactory receptor activity; G protein-coupled receptor activity.